This is a messenger RNA of Notechis scutatus (mainland tiger snake), 504 nucleotides long. NCBI's taxonomy places the organism in Eukaryota, Metazoa, Chordata, Lepidosauria, Squamata, Elapidae. The record is from RefSeq and is a predicted model, not a curated record.
CAAUAAAAGUCCUCCCAACAGUCUGUGAAAUCACAUUUGUAGAAGAAAGCAAGAAUGCAUCCCAUAUUAGAUUUCCUCUGGUUUGCAGUCUUUGCAACCUAUUGCUAUUUUGAAGCUUUGGUGAAAUGUUUUAUUCCUGUGAAGAGAAAAUCUGUGGCUGGUGAAAUUGUCCUUAUCACUGGAGCUGCAAGCGGCAUUGGAAGACUCAUAGCCUUUGAAUUUGCCAAACAGAGAAGCCGAUUGGUUCUCUGGGACAUAGACAAGUCUGGCAUCGAGGAAACAGCUGAAGACUGCAGAAAGCUGGGAGUCGAAGCAUAUCCUUAUGUGGUGGACUGCAGUUUGAAAGAGGAAAUCUACAGUGCGGCUGAGAAAGUAAAAAAAGAUGUUGGAGAUGUUACUAUUUUAGUGAAUAAUGCCGGUGUGGCAGCAACAGGGGAUCUACUUUCCAUCCAGGACAAGCAAAUACAAAAAAUAUAUGAUGUCAACAUUCUAGCUCAUUUCUGG